UGCGUAGCAAAGUCGUUGCCUCAAGGCUUCCACAUCAUGGCCUGUCUUGGGCGUACGUAUGUCUAUACAUGGAUGAGAUAUGAGGACACGUUUUAGUAUCAUCACGAUCAAGUUGGUUCAUCAGCCCUAUGAACACGCACUCGCACAACAUCCCUCAAUGGGAUCGUGGAGGGUCAAUUCAUGCAUCGCCGAACCAAGCAGUCGGUGAGAAUAGGGAUGAGAUGAGCAAAGUUAUGCUACCCAUCUUGUCUCGAGACCACAAAAUAAUCGCAACGAGGUCAAGGUGGCUACGAGAAAACCCUCACGCUAGGUACAUAUAUGUCUCUCAAAAGGCGCGCGUGAUCUCUGAAGCCCAAGUCGAUCUGCCGUCGCUAGGAAAUUCCAGGAACCAGAAACUUCAUGAUUAUCAAUCACGAGCCUCAGCUCGCCAGGGCUGCACUGCACUGUAUCCGCGAUACCGGAUGAUCGACGCUGUACAGUAUCCCGUGCUUGGAGCCCAGAACAACCUUAGCAGAAGCCAAUUCUAGGCAACCUCUGCAAUGUUACAUCUCCCUGUGAAAUUUAAUGCCCCGGAGGUGGUUACGAACCCGUCCUCAUUCGUCAUAAUUCGCUCUUGGCAGCCCAUAAAGAACAUGCCAAACAAAAGGUCCCUUGUUGAUCAAGCGGCGGUAGCUGAAACUCUAACACCGACAGUUGGGGGCCACCCUCUGACGAUUCAUUUGCUGAUCAAUUAGGCGAAUGCGAGAUAUUCGCCAAUCUGCACGGACGUUGACUAUCGUGAAUUUCUUCAUAGCAAGGACCAAGUAACGAGCAAUGAAUUGAUCCAAAAGUUAUGAGAGUGCUUCUCAGCAUUGCGAUUGCAUGAGACAAGAUUUCCAUCAACGUAUAAGUCACAACCAGAAGAACCCCCACCCAGUCAGGAAUACGAUAUCAAAUAACAAGUAUUAUUGCACAUACAGCCAGCCAUCUCCAUUUCUUAGU
Messenger RNA from Fusarium verticillioides 7600, 981 nucleotides. RefSeq lists its product as hypothetical. The record is from RefSeq and is a predicted model, not a curated record. The transcript has a single exon. NCBI's taxonomy places the organism in Eukaryota, Fungi, Ascomycota, Sordariomycetes, Hypocreales, Nectriaceae. Bases 129 to 527 code for a protein of 132 amino acids.